GGUUGCCGGGAUCGCUGGCCGCUUUGGUUAAUGUCCGCCAUGUUUGCCAUGGCGCAGGGAGCGGAUCGAGCGACCCCGGCGCGGAUCUAGGGCUGCGGGCGGCUCUUCGAGGGAGCUGUUCCGGGGCGGCGGGGCUCUCCAUGGUGUGUCGGGCCGGGGUCGGGAGCGGCUGGGAGGCGGCGGUGAGGCCGUAGUGAGGGUCCCCCUCGCCCCCCCCAGCUCCCCCAGCCCGGCCCCGGGGUGUUAUUGUGAGGGGGAGACAAUGAGCAAACUCUCCUUCCGAGCCCGGGCGCUAGACGCCGCCAAACCGCUGCCUAUCUACCGCGGCAAGGACAUGCCCGAUCUCAAUGACUGCGUCUCCAUCAACCGUGCCGUGCCGCAGAUGCCCACGGGCAUGGAAAAGGAGGAGGAAUCGGAACACCAUUUGCAAAGAGCAAUCUCAGCACAGCAAGUCUUCAGAGAAAAGAAAGAGAAUAUGGUUAUUCCAGUUCCUGAAGCAGAAAGCAAUGUCAACUAUUACAGUCGUCUGUACAAAGGAGAAUUUAAACAGCCAAAGCAGUUCAUUCAUAUUCAACCCUUUAAUCUGGACAAUGAACAACCUGAUUAUGAUAUGGACUCGGAAGACGAAACAUUAUUAAAUAGGCUUAAUCGGAAGAUGGAAAUCAAACCACUGCAAUUUGAAAUUAUGAUAGACAGGCUUGAAAAAGCGAGUUCUAAUCAGCUUGUAACACUUCAGGAAGCUAAGUUGCUGCUAAAUGAGGAUGAUUAUCUUAUUAAGGCUGUCUAUGACUACUGGGUAAGGAAACGUAAGAACUGCCGAGGGCCAUCCCUCAUCCCCCAAAUCAAACAAGAGAAAAGAGAUGGUUCUACCAACAAUGAUCCCUAUGUGGCUUUUCGGAGGAGAACUGAGAAAAUGCAGACCAGAAAGAAUCGGAAAAAUGAUGAAGCCUCUUAUGAGAAGAUGCUGAAACUAAGACGAGAGUUCAGUAGAGCCAUAACAAUUUUAGAGAUGAUUAAAAGACGAGAGAAAACAAAACGAGAGUUACUACAUUUGACAUUAGAAGUUGUGGAGAAAAGAUAUCAUUUGGGUGAUUAUGGAGGAGAAAUACUUAAUGAAGUUAAGCUUAAUUCAACUGAGAAAGAGAUCAACACCACUCCUGCAGCACUUCAUAAUGGAAAUCACCACAAAGUUCAGGAAUGUAAAGUUAAGCAUGCUCACCAUUCAUCUCUAAAAGAGGAAGUGUCUGAUGUUGUCCGUCAAAAGAAGAAGUAUCCAAAGAAGCCUAAACUUGAGAGUGUAAUAAGUCCUCAGCAGUCUACUACUGAGCCCUUGCCUGUGAUCAGUAAAAGUGAUAUCAAACAAUAUGACUUCCACAGUUCAGAUGAAGAUGAAUUCCCCCAGGUAUCCUCACCAAUAUCUGAGCCAGAAGAAGAAAAUGAUCCUGAUGGAGCCUGUGCAUUCAGAAGAAGAGCAGGAUGCCAAUAUUAUGCUACUCAUUUGGACCAAACUAAUUAUUCUCAUGAAAAUUCAGAACUGGCAGAAUUGGAUAAGCUAAGAUAUAGACAUUGUCUCACAACACUUACCGUUCCAAGAAGAUGUAUAGGAUUUGCAAGAAGACGAGUUGGGAGAGGUGGAAGAGUAUUAAUGGACCGGAUAGCCACAGAAAAUGAUUUUGUCCUGAAGCAGAUUGAUCCAGAUAUGCUAAAUAGUUGUUCAAGCUCUUCCCAAAAUAUAGACAUUUCUUCUAAUUUUUCACGGACCAAUGCUUCCAAUAAACAUUGUGGAAAUAAACUUUCCCUUUCUGAAAUACUAAGCAAUAUCAGGUCUUGUCGACUGCAGUGUUUCCAACCAAGGCUACUGAACGUACAGGACAGUGAUAGUGAAGAAUGUACCUCAAGGAAACCAGGGCAGGCUGUGAAUAAUAAAAGAGUUUCUGCACCUUCUGUAGCUUUAUUGAACACCAGCAAGAAUGGGAUUUCAGUAACUGGGGGUAUUACAGAAGAACAGUUUCAGACACAUCAACAGCAGUUAGUUCAAAUGCAAAGGCAGCAACUUGCUCAGCUCCAGCAGAAACAGCAGUCUCAGCAUCAAUCCCAACAGACAUAUCCAAAAGCACAGGGCUCAAGCACUUCUGAUUGCAUGUCAAAAACGCUUGACUCGGCCAGUGCCCAUUUUGCUGCAUCUGCAGUGGUGAGCGCACCCGCUCCCAAUCGGGGUGAGGUGACAAAGGAACAGAGUGCCAGCCACAAUAUCAACGGUGUUGUUCAGCCAACAGCAACAUCAAAAACUCUGUAUUCCACCAAUAUGGCUCUGUCAUCUAGCCCAGGGAUCUCAACUGUACAACUUGUAAGGACAGUCGGUCACACCACCACAAACCAUUUAAUCCCAGCAUUGUGCACAAACAGCUCUCAAACACUUCCUAUGAACAAUUCUUGUCUCACCAAUGCAGUGCACCUCAACAAUGUCAGUGUUGUUUCUCCAGUCAAUGUACAUAUCAAUGCAAGGACUUCAGCACCAUCGCCAACCGCCUUAAAACUUGCCACAGUUGCUGCCAGUAUGGAUAGAGUGCCAAAGGUGACUCCAAGCAGUGCCAUCAGCAGCAUAGCAAGAGAGAACCAUGAACCCGAAAGAUUGGGUUUAAACGGAAUAGCAGAGACUACAGUAGCAAUGGAGGUGACAUAACCUAACACAGUAGCUCAAUGUGUGCUGAUGGUGUCAUUUAUAUUCCAGCUGAAUGCAAAACAAAACUCUGUGGAUCACAGGGGAUUAAAAUGGACCUAAACGGACUAUCAUAUCGUAUAUUAAGUCGAUAUAUAAUGUACAUUUUGUAAAAUUGGGAAAAUCACUACCUUGUAAAAUAGUUUAUUUGUAUCAUCAAUAUUAUUUCUGUUACUUGAAUAGUAGAUAUUCAUCAUCAUGCUUUUGCACUUGAAUUUGCAACUGAAUGGAUUUAAAAAUAAUUCUUUAAAUGGGAUCAUGAGCAUGAAAUGGGAUCCUGCAUCACUUGUUUUAACUAUUUAUUUUGCCAUGUUUACAUUUUGUAUCUUGUAAAAAAUAAAUCCAACUUUGUGUCUAAAAAAAGUUAAAGAUUCAUAGCUAGGAAAAAUUCUUGUAAUUUUUUUCUAAAGGAAAUGUAAAGUUUUCACUUGGUUCAUUUUGUUUCACAAUUUUAGAUGGACUUUUUGGUAAAUACUUUAGUGGCAUUUCACUGUCAAAUAUGAAGUUCAAGGCAAAAUAGUAUUUUCUAUUACUGUGCAGGGGAAAGGGAUGGAUCGAUACAUGCAAAUUUAAUGUAGUAACCCACUUUUCCAUAUAUUUUGAAUGUAUAUUUCUAUUUAUAAUACCAAUUUAUAAAAAAUAAUUACACAGAAAACCUGACUAGUACAAAUUAUGCAUCUAGCACAUAUUAAACUGUGCAGAUAUGAAGAAAAUUUUCAACUGAUUAUAUUUUAUCUGAAGUCUGCAUAAUUUAACCGGCUUUUAACUGUAACACACCACAUAAAUGAUAUUUUACCAGGUAUGUAUUGCAUUAUAUAUCAUUGCAAUAAUUAUUGGAUGUCUAGAUAUCGAGCCAUCCCAGGUAAUGGGGGAGGGGGGAGGGUCAUGGCAGAUUGUCUUUCAAUUUUGGAAAGUUUUCCUGUGGCUACAAGGCAAGUAACGGGUUGGAAAAAGUCUGACUGUAAGCGUUGGACACCUUCGUAGUGUAGUGUUUUAGUGACUUUUUUUAUACGGUUCUUGUAAAUUAGAUACGUGUAGUGGUGUUUCAGAAUGUUUGUUUAUGCACUAGUUCAGACAACUUUCCCUGUUACUUGUUCUUGAUAAGUGAAAACUGCAGGGAAAUAAAAAUACAUAUCAAAACA
Molecule: messenger RNA, 3861 nt
Organism: Ahaetulla prasina
Lineage: Eukaryota; Metazoa; Chordata; Lepidosauria; Squamata; Colubridae
Gene: EPC2
Product: enhancer of polycomb homolog 2
Exons: 14
Coding region: 263-2683 (806 amino acids)
Biological process (GO): regulation of transcription by RNA polymerase II
Cellular component (GO): piccolo histone acetyltransferase complex
Source: RefSeq, a predicted model, not a curated record